Aspergillus homomorphus CBS 101889 is the source of this 1996-nucleotide messenger RNA. RefSeq lists its product as uncharacterized. Bases 1 to 1542 code for a protein of 513 amino acids. The record is from RefSeq and is a predicted model, not a curated record. NCBI's taxonomy places the organism in Eukaryota, Fungi, Ascomycota, Eurotiomycetes, Eurotiales, Aspergillaceae. The transcript has 3 exons.
AUGGAUACAGCAAUAGAGCUAGGAAGUGUCACUUUCCAAUCCUCGGACACGAAUUUGAGCCUCCUAAUGGAAGCCUCCAUGCUCAUGCAACCUCAUGGGAGAAUUCCAGGUGCUGCACGCCAUUGGGCUCUCAAACAUUGGAUUGAGACAGGGAUGGUGUGGGUGGCUGAAGGACCAGAGACUAGGUUGAAUAUGCAGAUCAGUGCGCAUAGCGCAUCGAACAUCACAGUCUCCACUUUGGUGCGGGUCAUUGGGGAGAUGCUCUGCAAUUCAAAGCUUUGGGUGGACCUGGGCUUAGUCCUCACUUUUAAAAGCUGCGACUAUCUCGGCCACAAUGACCCUCCGGUCUUCCAGCUGAUUUUCGGAUUAAAGAGGUCGCUUAGACAGCCCGCUGCCCUGUCAACCGUGAAUCGCAGAGUGCCGACAGCUGUGCAAGCACACGGCAAUCUUAUCCCCCCUCUACACGUCGAGACUAUCCGCAUGUCCUCAAUCGAUAUCAAAUUAUAUUUUGAGCCUAGAUGUUCCGAAGUGCAGCCAUAUACUCUCGUGUUUCCGAUGACCGAGAAGAGAGGCGAUGAAUACGAAGUAUUUGGCAUUGAAUCAGAAGGAUUCAGGGGAGAGCCUGUUCAUCGAUAUGAGCUACUGGGCGACUGGGGCGUCUAUGAAGCCCCCGAUACCAAGAGUUUCAAAGAAGAACUUGCGGAUAUGGAUGAUAGCGAUGAUAGCACCAUUUUAACAAGCCCGCCCUUAGAAAAAGCAUGGGAAGCUCAUGAUACUCACCAGCAAGCGCUGCAUUACCUCUUCAACACAGGUAUGAGCUCCUUGUUUAUCGACGAUAGCUCUGAGGAAAGACGAAAAGAACUGGAUCUAGAGAAUGGACAGAUGCAGAGUCUGUCAAGAAUGGCACCCCUGCUCUUCAAUCCCGGCUACAGCACAGCAAUGAGCCAACGAUCUGCACUGAUACCAUCGCUCGUCAAAUCGAUCACAUCUAUAUUGAAUCUACCCGUGAAUCGUUCUGUCCCACAGAAUGUCGACUCUCUGAAGGCUGCAUAUAUACCGGGUGACUUCCCACCAACUGCUGUCGACACCGGCGACGUUCUAAAAGCGGCAUUCUGGACACUUGCUCAGAAACAACUCUACAGGGCAGAAGCUUCACGGAAGCUGAGCUUGUUGGAGUCUGCGCUUAGCAUGCCAGUCGAAACACACGUCUAUGAGUCCUUGCUAGCGCCUGGCUCUGUGAAAGGGCCACCUCAUUGGUUUGGCCACACUGCCGAGAAAAUCGACAUGACUUCGGACUACUACCUGGGCUCCGGGGAUGGUUUCGACAUUAACAGCGAGUCUCCGGUAGAUUCUCUGUUAUCAGUCGAUGAUGAAUGUGUAUGUUCCGUCACCGAUAACUUGUGCGGAUCAUUUGAUGGCAUUCAAGCAGCUGCAAUGGGCCCGUUUGGGCUGGACCCUUGUAGUGGGGUAUCAGGCUCAGGGUCCCAGGAGCUUAUGGCUGAAAUGUGCACCACCGCAGACUACGAUGAUAUGAUGUUCUGAUCGUCGUUAUUGUUAUGAUCAGACACCAGUCAGCAAGCUCUGGUAAUACGGACAACUGCCAUGAAUACAGCAUUAGAUGUCUUGACGCGUCAGCGAAAGCCACACUCAUCGCCGUGGAACAUUCGCUAUAAGUUUGGCCUGAAGAUAUCAGUUAGGAAGCAUGGGUUCAAGUGGAAUAUUGUUGUUUGCAUCAGUGCAUUCAAGAUCUGCAACUUGUUUCUUUCAGAUCGAUUGUUGUCCUGCGCCUUGCUUCUCUUUAUCUCUGACUGAAAUAUUUUGGGAGACAUCCCUGCCCAACGCCCAUCACAAUAUCAAAACACAUGAGUAAAUAAAUGAUAACUGGGUAUAUCGUGCAUCCAAUCUCUUCCGAAACAAUACAAUUGUGUGAAACCUCUGAACACUGCGGGAGCUGCGGGUUCUGCAUUUGUCCCACAGUCCUGUUAUUGAUGGCUUG